Messenger RNA from Fomitopsis serialis, 1940 nucleotides. RefSeq lists its product as uncharacterized. Lineage: Eukaryota; Fungi; Basidiomycota; Agaricomycetes; Polyporales; Fomitopsidaceae. The transcript is spliced from 11 exons. The record is from RefSeq and is a predicted model, not a curated record. The coding region runs from base 71 to 1918 and encodes 615 amino acids. Gene Ontology annotation, molecular function: exonuclease activity; nucleic acid binding. Gene Ontology annotation, cellular component: nucleus.
GCUCAAGUCUGCUCCCGACUCUGGUCCCUUGAAGAGCGCAGCUCAUCUCACAGCAAGCUCGAACGAAAACAUGAAGAGGUCUCAAGAUCUCUCGCCCCUUGUAGAACAAGGGUCGUCGUCCGCAUUUCCAGCGCCGAAGAAGUUCAAAGCGGCUGCUCGCGUCUCGCAUGGCAUCAGCGUACUUGCACCCGAACACUCCACCAGCACUGCUAUGGAGAAUGGCGACGGCGAGUGGACGAGGGUAGAGAAGCGCAAGACGAAGAAAGCGAAGAAGACGGAGGCGAAGACUGAAGCGAACCCACCCAAGUUCAUGUAUGCAAAGGGAGAGAUUUUGAAAAGGAGAGAGGCAGUUGGGAUCAGCGACAUUCGAGAGUUGGUCUUGCAUCUGUCCGCGGACGCGCCUCCGUCGAGCUGGGUGAGGAUAGAGAACCCACGAUCGGUGCAGAAAGUUGUCGCGAUCCUGGUUCCGGGUAUUACCCCAGAGAUCAUCUCACUGCCGCCUUUGCCUACUUCCGCGACUGCGAACCCAAACCUUCCUCUACCUGUUCCAUUACCCUCAGAGGGUCCGGUUGAGGGUUCGUCAACUGGCCUACCCUUCAUCGGACGGACGUUCAGUCAUGCAUGCCCGACUCGGGCGCCCGGUGACCAAACUCGCAUGCACUCCGUGCUCAACACAUUUUUCCAAGGCCCUAUGACGGGCGAGGAGAAGAAAAGGCGGCUCAUUGAGCGCGUCAGCUCAGAGCGCGCUUGGGAGAAGACACCAAUGCGCUAUAUCCUCUCCACCGAGCAGAUGAUCGAGAACGACUAUCCUCCACCUGGGUUCCUAGAGACGCCGCAGCCGUUGGCCUCGACGGAGUCGCAGGGCAAGCAAUCGAGGAUAUACGCCAUCGAUUGUGAGAUGUGUGUAACAGAGGACGGGAAGGAACUCACGCGGGUGUGUAUCAUCGACUACGAGGCGGACAUAGUGGUGUACGACCAGCUUGUCAAACCGUCCAAACCCAUCCAAGACUAUCUUACGCGAUGGUCAGGGAUCACCGCCGAAGCGCUCGACCCUGUGACAACAACCUUUGAAGAGGUGCAGACACAUAUCAUCAACUUACUGUCUUCUGACCUGAAAGCGCUCAAAAUUUGCCAUCCGCUCUGCAUCGAUACCUCCGUCAUCUACAACCACCCACGCGGGCGGCCAUUCAAGCCUGGCCUAGCCUGGCUCACGAAGAAGUGGUGUGGACGGGAGAUCCAGAACCGAGGCGAGGGUGGACACGAUCCGGAGGAAGACGCGCGAGCAUGUGUAGAUCUGCUCAAAAAGAAGCUCAACAACGGUCCGGGCUUUGGCGAGUUCAAGAUCGACAUGGAGUCCAUUGUCGAGCGCAUGAGCAGGUCGCGAUCUGGGGCGAUCACUACAGCCAUUGUUGACCACGGCAACCCCACUGCGUGGCAUGGCAACAAGGCGACCACCACCAUCACCUGCCAGAGUGAUGAAGAGGUCCUCGAAGGCUUGCUGGGCUCCAUACCUUCACAUUACUUCGUGUUCGGCCGAUUCACUAGCCUUGCCAGGGCGCGCGGAUGGGUCACGCCCAAGACAGGGGUUGACUCGAUUCCCGACUCCGACCCGACUCCCGCAACUCCUGCUGACAUGAAUGAAGUCCUCUCCACGCUGAACUCCCACCUGGUGAGGCUGUACGCUGCGCUUCCACCACGCACGGCGGUCAUCAUAUUCACGGGCCACUCGGAUCCCCGACGGAUGUCCGAACUGAACGCACGCAAGAGCACGUUCGAGACGGCGUUGAGGCAGGGGAAGAGCCUGGAUGAUAUCGGGAAGGAAAGUUGGUGGACGACAGUGGACGGGAGGGAGCUUGAGGAGGAGGUGGAGAAAGCGAAGAGGGGGCUGUUGUUCCUAGGUGUAAAGGAGUCUUCGUAAAUGACAUGAUAGUCUCCUGGUC